ACGACAAUUUUGAGGCAGAGAGUUCAGAAUAACUAUAACAAAAAAUGAAUACAAAUUAUACCAGGGCACUUUAGAGACUGGAAGGGUAAAGGGGCAUGUGCUCUACACAGGUAGAGACAUAUCUGUCCAUGUUGCCUUUUGCAAAGUGGGCACUGCUUCAUGUGGCAACACCACCACUCACCUAAAUAGCCCACAUGCCGCUGAGUGAGAAGUUUUUAAAAUUGUUUUUGGGCAGAAUUAUGUGAGGUGUUGUUAGUGAUGAGCCUCGGUCCAUUUAGCUCGGAAUAUGCCACCCUCGUCAAUCUGUCACCUAAUCCUGCCUAAUGGGCAGGUCAGCCCUGGAGGAAAGUAUUGGCUGUAAGAAGUAAGAGAACAUAACAUCUGGUUGUUUUUAAAUGACUUCUUUUGACAUUGCUUUAUUUUUGUUCCGAUCUGUGUUGCUCACUCCAGUCAGCAGAUGGCGAUGUGAGUUUUUCAGGUGAUGCUUCUUGCGUGACGUAUAAUCUAGUGGACGGAACAGGAGGCUUCUUCAACAGAGACAAAAGGCUUCCGUUUCAACCAAUGCGGUGGUUUGCUAGCGAACAUAGAUCCGGAGCAUUUAAGCUCUUUACACUAAUCUUCUGUAUAUUAAUCUUAGUGUUUGGAACACAAUUCUGUUUACGCAUCUACUUGUUAAUUUAAACGUAGUUUGCUUCUUAAAUUAGCGAAUGUGUUAACUUGAUACUGCACAAGGCUAAUCGCCCGGAGCAUGAGGUCACGAAACUAGACGGAGAAAGAUCUGGUGAAAGGAGAGGAAGAAGCUUUCAGAAUGGAAGAGGAGGCUAUCAUAUUGAAACAAGAGGAUGAUAUUACAGGGAAAGAGGAAGAUGGGAAAGAGGUUGUCAGAGUGGAACAUGAGGAGGUAGAACCUUUCAGAAUCAAAAAGGAUGAAGAUCCCGUAACAUUGAAGAAGGAGAAUAUAGUGAAAGAAGAGGAAGAACCUUUCAGAAUCAAAAAUGAGGAAGAUGCCGUAACAUUGAAGGAGGAGAAUGUAGUGAAAGAAGAGGAAGAACCUUUUGGAGUAAAAGAGGAAGAGGAGGAUAUCUCAAUAAAAGAGGAGGAAGAUGUUUUAGGAGUGAAAAAGGAGGAGGAGUCAGAAUAUCCGAUUACCAUCAGAGAGAGACAUGACGAUCCUGGAUCCUCUGGGGAGCCUCAACAACAUCCUGAUGCUGACGAGGCAGAGAAGAGUCUCCAGAUCAGAACACCAGAUGGACAACGCUAGCCCUUCCUCCCUCCCGGAGUCCCCGUUUCGUGCCUCUCCCGGUAGCACCUUACUGCUGGGUAUGAAGAGGUUGUCUGUGCUGCUGGUGGACUGCAGGAAAACAACGGCGCUGAGUGGAACUGUGAGAGGAGGAGAAGAGAAGAAAGGAUCAGAUUUGACUCAUCAAAGAGAAAGGCCAGACUCGGAGGAACCAAAUCCAGGGACGUCCAAACUAGCAAGACGACACCAGUGCUUCCACUGUAGAAAGGGUUGUAACCGGUUAUGGGACCUGAAACAACAUGAGGAAAUGCACACAGGGGAGAAGCCUUACCACUGUUCCCAGUGUGGAAAGAUGUUUCACCAGAAAGCACACCUGAAAGCUCAUGAGAGAAUACACACAGGAGAGAAGCCUUACCACUGCUCCCAAUGUGGAAAGUGUUUCAACCAGUCGGGGUGCUGAAACUACAUGAGAGAAUACACACUGGAGAGAAGCCAGUAAAAUGGAUUCAAUUGGGAGGUUUUCCUCAUGAAUCUGCACAACAACACCCUAUAAUGACGAAGCAAAAAUAGGAUUAGAAAUGUAUGCAAAUGCAUUUUAAAAUUAAAACUGAAAUAUCACAUUUAAAUAAGUAUUCAGAACCUUUACUCAGUGCUUUGUUGAAGCACCUUUGGCAGUGAUUGUAGCCUCAAGCCUCCUUGGGUAUGACACUACAAUCUUGGCACACCUGUAUUUGCGGAGUUUCUCCCAUUCUUCUCUGCAGAUCCUCUCAAGAUCUGUCAGGGUGGAUGGGGAGCGUCGCUGUGCAGCUAUUUUCAGGAUUUCUUCAGAGUUGUUCGGUCGGGUUAAAAUCCGGGCUCUGGCUGGGCCACUCAAGGACAAUCAGACUUGUCCCAAAGCCACUUCUAUGUUGUCUUCGCUGUGUGCUUAGGGUCGUUGUCCUGUUGGAAGGUGAACCUUUGCCCCAGUCUGAGGUCCUGAGUGCUCUUGAGCAGGUUUUCAUCAAUUAUCUCUCUGUACUUUGCUCCGUUCAUCUUUCCCUCGAUCCUGACUAGUCUCCCAGUCCCUGCCGCUGAAAAACAUCCCCACACCAUGAUGCUGCCACCACCACUCUUCACCGUAGGGAUGGUGCCAGGUUUCCUCCAGACCUGACGCUUGGCAUUCAGGCCAAAGAGUUUAAUCUUGGUUUCAUCAGAUCAGAGACUCACGUCUGUAGCCAUCAAUUGCUUUGAAAAGCUGGUCAUGGCUCACACCCAACCAUUAUCCAAGAAACCCUGGACCCACUCUAAUUUGCAUACCGCCCCAACAGAUCCACAAAUGAUGCAAUCUCUAUUGCACUCAACACUGCCCUUUCACAUCUGGACAAAAGGAAUACCUAUGUACAGUCGUGGCCAAACUUUUUGAGAAUGAUACAAAUAUUAAUUUUCACAAAGUGUGCUGCCUCCGUUUGUAUGACGGCAAUUUGAAGAUACUCCAGAAUCUUAUGAAGAGGGAUCAGAUGAAUUGCAAUUAAUUGCAAAGUCCCUCUUUGCCAUUCAAAUGAACUGAAUCCCCCAAAAACUUUUCCACUGCAUUUCAGCCCUGCCACAAAAGGACCAGCUGACAUCAUGUCAGUGAUUCUCUCGUUAACACAGGUGUGAGUGUUGACGAGGACAAAGCUGGAGAUCACUCUGUCAUGCUGAUUGAGUUCGAAUUUUGUAUUUUGUAUUUAAUUUUUUACCUUUAUUUAACUAGUUAAGAACAAAUUCUUCCAGAAUAACAGACUGGAAGCUUCAAAGGGAGGGUGGUACUUGGAAUCAUUGUUCUUCCUCUGUCAACGAUGGUUACCUGCAAGGAAACACGUGCCGUCAUCAUUGCUUUGCAGGCAAGGAUAUUGCGGCCAGUAAGAUUUGACCUAAAUCAACCAUUUAUCAGAUCAUCAAGAACUUCAAGGAGAGCGGUUCAAUUGUUGUGAAGAAGGCUUCAGGGUGCCCAAGAAAGUCCAGCAAGCUCCAGGACCGGCUCCUAAAGUUGAUUCAGCUGCGGGAUUGGGGCACCAUCAGUACAGAGCUUGCUCAGGAAUGGCAGCAGGCAGGUGUGAGGGCAGCAGGCAGGUGUGAGUGCAUCUGCACGCACAGUGAGGCAAAGACUUUUGGAGGAUGGCCUGUUGUCAAGAAGGGCAGCAAAGAAGCCACUUCUCUCCAGGAAAAAUAUCAGGGACAGACUGAUAUUUUGCGAAAGGUACAGGGAUUGGACUGCUGAGGACUGGGGUAAAGUCAUUUUCUCUCAUGAAUCCCAUUUCUGAUUGUUUGGGGCAUCCGGAAAAAAGCUUGUCUGGAGAAGACAAGGUGAGCGCUACCAUCAGUCCUGUGUCAUGUCAACAGUAAAGCAUCCUGAGACCAUUCAAGUGUGGGGUUGCUUCUCAGCCAAGGGAGUGGGCUCACUCACAAUUUUUACUCAGAACACAGCCAUGAAUAAAGAAUGGUACCAACACAUCCUCCGAGAGCAACUUCUCCCAACCAUCCAGGAACAGUUUGGUGAUGAACAAUGGCUUUUCCAGCAUGAUGGAGCACCUUGCCAUAAGGCAAAAGUGAUAUCUAAGUGGCUCGGGGAACAAAACAUCAAUAUUUUGGGUCCAGGGUCAGGAAACUCCCCAGACCUUAAUCCCAUUGAGCAUUGGUGUUCAAUCCUCAAGAGGCAGGUGGACAAACAAAAACCCACAAAUUCUGACAAACUCCAAGCAUUGAUUAUGCAAGAAUGGGCUGCCAUCAGUCAGGAUGUGGCCCAGAAGUUACUUGACAGCAUGCCAGGGUGGAUUGCAGAGGUCUUGAAAAAGAAGGGUCAACACUGCAAAUAUUGACUCUUUGCAUCAACUUCAUGUAAUUGUCAAUAAAAGUGUUUGACACUUAUGAAAUGCUUGUAAUUAUACUUCACUAUUCCAUAGUAACAUCUGACAAAAAUAUCUAAAGACACUGAAGCAGCAAACUUUGUGGAAAUUAAUAUUUGUGUCAUUCUCAAAACUUGUGGCCAUGACUGUAGAGACGGCAGGUGGUUAGAAAAUUGUGCCAGUAACCGUAAAGUUGCUAGAUCGAAUCUCUGAGCUAACAAGGUAAAAAUCUGUCUUUCUACCCGUCAACAUGGCAGUUAUGUUACGGCUUCUAGGAAUGUUGGGUGGAGGAGUCAAGCGCAGAGAGCAGGUUAGUUCCGAACGUGGAUCUUUAUUCCAAAGACAGCGAAAACGGACAUGUAAAACACAAGGGCCCAUGAAACAACCCGUCCAAACAAACAGGACUAAACUGUCUGGAAAAAUAGAGACCACAAAAUAAACCAACACCAUAAAACAGAGAACAAGCCCACACAAUAGCCAGCGGGCCUAGUGCCCUUAAAUAGCCUACAAACAAAACUAAACUCAAAACAGGUGUUACCAAUUAGACCCAAAUAACAGAAACAAAAAGGAAAGGGAAUCGAUGGCAGCUAGUAGGUGUCGUGGAGGAUCGUUUCAAAAUAUAACACUUACAAGAACUUGUGAAUUCAAUAUAGGCUUUUAAUACAAACAUAUCAGAAGCCUAGAUGGUUCGCGGAACACACACCUUCCCAGAGAUCUCUCUUUAUACACACACAGUAUAUGAGUCCAUUCCACAUGUUAAUGGAGUUACUUCCCUCUGGUCAUCGGCCACCAUUAUCUUUCAGUCCAGACUUCCUCCGUGUUCAAACUAAUAACGCCUGUAUCCGCUCUUCAUUAGAUUACAAUGGUGGCAGGACCCUCGUGUCCUAAAAUUAAUAUAUGUCUAUCUUACCCUAAGCACUUAUGUCCUUUACCCUAAGCACUUAUGUCCUUUACCCUAAGCACUUAUGUCCUUUACCCUAAGCACUUAUGUCCUUUACCCUAAGCACUUAUGUCCUUUACCCUAAGCACUUAUGUCCUUUACCCUAAGCACUUAUGUUUGUUCCUCUCUAUCUAAUCUUUAUAAUGGUGUUCUGCUCUUUCCAUAAUAGAUCAUGUAUUUAAGUGUCACCUCCUCCUCUUUGCCCUAAGCCCUUAUGCACAGUAAAGCACAUAUGGCUUCGACCAUCACACUUAUGUCUGUUUAAUCUCUGAAUUCCUGUCCGCUUUCUGUUUGUGGUCUAAUGUACACCUGUCUUUGCUCAAUACUGUCAUAUCUGUCUCUAUAUGUAACAAUAACUACAACACCUCCACAUUGACUCUGUACUGGUACCUCCUGUAUAUAGCCUCCACAUUGAUUCUGUACUGGUACCCCUGUAUAUAGCCUCCACAUUGACUCUGUACUGGUACCCCCUGUAUAUAGCCUCCACAUUGACUCUGUACUGGUAUCUCCUGUAUAUAGCCUCCACAUUAACUCUGUACUGGUACCUCCUAUAUAUAGCCUCCACAUUGACUCUGUACUGGUACCCCCUGUAUAUAGCCUCCACAUUGAUUCUGUACUGGUACCCCCUGUAUAUAGCCUCCACAUUGACUCUGUACUGGUACCCCCUGUAUAUAGCCUCCACAUUGACUCUGUACUGGUACCCCCUGUAUAUAGCCUCCACAUUGAUUCUGUACUGGUACCCCCUGUAUAUAGCCUCCACAUUGAUUCUGUACUGGUACCCCCUGUAUAUAGCCUCCACAUUGACUCUGUACUGGUACCCCCUGUAUAUAGCCUCCACUAUGACUCUCUGUCGGUACCCCCUGUAUAUAGCCUCCACAUUGACUCUGUACUGGUACCUCCUGUAUAUAGCCUCCACAUUGACUCUGUACUGGUACCCCUGUAUAUAGCCUCCACAUUGACUCUGUACUGGUACCUCCUGUAUAUAGCCUCCACAUUGACUCUGUACCAGUACAUUCCAGUAUAUAGCCUCCACAUGGACUCUGUACUGGUACCUCCUGUAUAUAGCCUCCACAUUGACUAUGUACUGGUACCCCCUGUAUAUAGCUUCCACAUUGACUCUGUACAGGUACCUCCUGUAUAUAGCCUCCACAUUGACUCUGUACUGGUACCCCCUGUAUAUAGCCUCCACAUUGACUCUGUACUGGUACCCCUUGUAUAUAGCCUCCACAUU
Messenger RNA from Oncorhynchus nerka (sockeye salmon), 6275 nucleotides. RefSeq names its product zinc finger protein 135-like. The coding region runs from base 1164 to 1700 and encodes 178 amino acids. The record is from RefSeq and is a predicted model, not a curated record. The transcript is spliced from 4 exons. Gene Ontology annotation, biological process: regulation of transcription by RNA polymerase II. Lineage: Eukaryota; Metazoa; Chordata; Actinopteri; Salmoniformes; Salmonidae. Gene Ontology annotation, molecular function: RNA polymerase II cis-regulatory region sequence-specific DNA binding; DNA-binding transcription factor activity.